Messenger RNA from Tripterygium wilfordii, 1079 nucleotides. RefSeq lists its product as uncharacterized. Bases 185 to 685 code for a protein of 166 amino acids. The record is from RefSeq and is a predicted model, not a curated record. NCBI's taxonomy places the organism in Eukaryota, Viridiplantae, Streptophyta, Magnoliopsida, Celastrales, Celastraceae. The transcript is spliced from 4 exons.
AUAUCUGACCACACAGGAGCACUGCUCGUGCUGGUUUCGCUAUGAAUACUCAAAGCCAAUCUCAUCUCUCUCUCUUUCUGGGUGUUGUCUUCUCCUCCUUGAAUUCUUCCUCCUUGGACGACAGGCCUCCGCUACCAGUACCAAGGCAGAGCCGCCCAGUGAUUAAAAUACAGAGCUUGAAAGGAUGAGUAAGUGGAUGUACAACGAGAGGAGGAGCGCCGGCGGCGUGGUCGUUGCCGUAUGUGAGGAGGAGAGGAGUAGGAUGGUGGAGCCGGUGGUUUGCCCAAAGCCUCGAAGAUUGGGCGUCUUGAAUCCAUCCAUCAAAAGAUGUGCUCUUAAUCAAGAAGUAGAGAUCGGUGAUGCAAAAGCGGGGACAGAGCUGCUGGAUAUGAUUCUAACUAAGGGAAGCUAUGGUGGAGAUAAAUCCACUAACCAUGUGGCUUUAUCGCCUCCGGCCUUCUAUUGCGGAUCACCACCAAGCAGAGCAUCAAACCCUGUGAUCCAAGAUGCUCAAUUUGGCAGUGAAAAGGUCACUACAUUGUCUAUAUCCCCUGCAUCUCCAUCGCCUUCCUCUAGAUGCACCCGAAUGAAAUUUGGGCACAAACAGGCUGCAGUGAGGGUUGAAGGGUUUGAUUGUCUCAGCAGAGAUCAGAGAAAUUGCAGUAGCAUCUCUGCUGUUGCUUAGGCAAUCAAAUCAAAAGAACUCAGAAAAUAAUUAACUUCAAAUUUUGUCCAGAAGAGAAUAAAGCUAUGGUUUUCAAGUUCUAGUGUUCCUCCACUGUUGUUGUAUUGUAUAUACAUGGGAGUUUUCAUGUUGAGUCUUCUAAAUUUUUGUGUAAAUAUGAUGAUGAAGUUGAUGAGUGGAAUUUUUCAAGAAUAAAUGGCAGGAGAAAUAGAGAUGUCUUGUUGGUAGGUCAAGAGUUGUUGAGACUUUGUUGGAGGGUUUAAUGGAUGUAGUUUCCUUUUAGUGUUUCUGUUUUGUCAUUCUAAUCAUCCUCUUUUGUAAUUGUAAAUUGGAGCAAGAAAUGCUGAUUACUGUCUUAUUCUGCAAGAUAUGUGAAGAAGAUUUGAUGAGAGUC